Messenger RNA from Penicillium lagena, 294 nucleotides. RefSeq names its product Armadillo-like helical. Lineage: Eukaryota; Fungi; Ascomycota; Eurotiomycetes; Eurotiales; Aspergillaceae. The transcript has a single exon. Bases 1 to 294 code for a protein of 97 amino acids. The record is from RefSeq and is a predicted model, not a curated record.
AUGGCAGGUCUGCCUCGCCCUCUUCACCAAGUCCCCCCACAGCCCGAAGUCGUGCGACAUGUCAGCCUGGAGAUUGUCAACAGUGCCGCUCAGGCAGGGCUGAUCGAUCUGGCUGCCCUUGCCGUGGUGCGAGAUGGCCUGCUGGCGUACCUACGGCAAUUCUACGGGCCUGACGGGACGGCCACGCCGGAUGCCCCCUACAUUCAAAACAAACUUGCACAAACCGUCACCUUCCUUUUUCCUCACUCUAUGCCAAUGGCUGGGAGUCCUGCAUCGAUGAUCUGCUGGGCCUAA